AUGGCAGGUCAUGGAUCAUCAUGUGGAGCAUGCAAGUUCCUGAGGAGGAAGUGUAACUGCGAUUGCGUCUUCUCGCCUUACUUCAGCUACGAACAAGCCUCAUCCCAUUUUGCAGCGGUCCACAAAGUCUUCGGCGCGAGCAAUGUCUCGAAGCAUUUGCUUCAUUUGCCUCUACAUCAAAGAAGCGCCGCUGCGAUCACCAUCUCCUACGAGGCUCUCUCUCGCAUGCGUGAUCCUGUUUAUGGCUGCGUCGCUCACAUCUUCGCUCUUCAGCAACAGGUCGUGACUUUGCAAGAGGAGAUAGAGUUUCUCGGGACCCAAAUGGCGAAUUUCUCUUACACUACUCAAAGUAGUUCACAACACAACAACAUGCCGGAGAUUCUAAACCAGAUGACAAUGGAUACGACCGGCUUCGUCGACGAGAGUCUUUUGAACAACGACGACGGAAGAAGUUGCCUUGAAGGGUUCUUCACGAACACGGAGGAAAUGCUUGUGAAUAAUCCAUGGCUUCAGAACAUGGAUAACUAUUACUACGCACCACAACAUUAA
Messenger RNA from Microthlaspi erraticum, 549 nucleotides. Lineage: Eukaryota; Viridiplantae; Streptophyta; Magnoliopsida; Brassicales; Brassicaceae. The record is from the annotation of a GenBank genome assembly.